CCCUUUGCGCGCCUUUUGCCUUCGAUGGAAGCAGCGUUCGGAGGCGGCCGUAAAGAACCGAGUAGCUGCGCAAGCGCUUUUUGCACCUUGGCUUUUCCCCCCUUUCCUCUUCCCUCCUCCUCCUUUUUUUCCUCUAUAGCUGCCACAAAGCAAAUGCAGAAUGGCUUCUCCGGUUCUGGAGGCUGUGAAAGGCGAGCUGAAGAUGUUUGGGCUGGACUUUGCAGAGGAGGAAGAGGAGCCUGCAUUGGCAGAGAAGCUGGAAGAGCUUUGCUUGCUGCACCGGAUGAAAGAGACCGAACUGGCGGAGGAACUGAUCGCUUUUGCCGCGACAAAAGGGACCGUUUCUCUGACCGCCAACUUUCUGCUCGACUUCCAAUACAAUGUGCUUAAUAAGCAAAGUGUGAAACCUCCGGUUAAAAAAGAGACCCAUUCUUCCGGCACGAAAGAGACGGACAUCGUACCAGGGCAGGCUGAUCUGGAUGAGGACGAUGAGGAUCUUUUGGAUGCCUACACAUCCCCAUCAAAAGCCACACAGAAACAGGAGAUAAAGACCCCAGAGAACCCACGUUCCAAGCGGACGCUUUCCACCCGCAGCCCCCAUUUGGCGUUCUCCCCCAAUAGCUUCUCCCCCAGCGCUACCCCUUCACAGAAAUACAGCUCUCGGAGCCACCGUGGAGAAGUGGUUACCUCUUUUGGCUCCGUACAGGGCACCUCUUGGAGUGGGAAUGGCGGCUUGAAGACCACCGUGGCGCCGUUUGGAGAGCCUCUCACCAAGCCCUAUAAAUUCAUGUUCCAGGACCUGAUGGAAAACAGAGACGUGCUGUCAUAUAAAAUUGAAGAAUUGGGGGAAGCACUGAAGGAGCACUACAAAAUAGAAGAAUUUUCCUCUUUGACCAUCCCUGUCCAGAAUCAGGUGACGGUUCUGGGCCGGAUCGGCUGCGAUUCCAACGGCAAACUGAACGCCAAAUCAAUCGUCUUGGAAGGAGACCAAGAACAUUCUUCAGGUGGCCUUCUUCCUGUGGAUGUGUCCGAACUCCCAGAGUAUUCUCUGUUUCCCGGACAAGUUGUAGUUAUGGAAGGCAUCAACAGUACCGGCAAACAGUUUUUUGCAUCCAAGCUGUACGAGGGAGUGCCGCUUCCUUUCCUUAAGCCUCCAGAGUUGGAUGAAGACUCCGAGCCCCAGAUGGUCCUGGUUGCCUGUGGUCCUUAUACCACCUCAGACAGCAUCACCUACGACCCCAUGUUGGACCUAAUAAAUGUUAUUAAUAAGGAUAAACCCGACGUUUGCAUCCUGCUCGGCCCUUUCCUUGACGCCAAGCACAAGCAAGUCGAGGACUGUCAGUUCACCAGCUCCUUUGAAGACAUCUUCAAGCUGUGCAUGAAAACCAUCAUUGAAGGGACCAGGAGCGCCGGGUCGCGCCUUGUCAUUGUCCCUUCUCUGAGAGACGUCCACCACUUCUACAUUUAUCCCCAGCCUCCGUUCUCCUACGAUUUGUCAAAGGAAGACGAAAAGAGGGUGCUCUUUGUCUCGGACCCUUGCACUUUGGAGAUCAACGGGGUGCUUUUGGGCCUGACGUCCGUGGACCUGCUUUUCCAUAUGGGCUCCGAAGAAAUUAGCAGUUCUUCCAGUGUCUUGGAUCGCUUUUCGCGCAUUCUCAAGCACAUCCUGACCCAGCGGAGUUACUACCCGCUCUACCCUCCGGCCGAAGAGAUGAACAUCGAUUACGAGCAUUUCUACCCGUACGCAUCUUUGCCCGUCAUGCCCGACGUAUUGGUUACUCCGUCGGAUCUGAAGUAUUUCAUUAAGGACAUCCUCCAUUGUGUCUGCGUCAAUCCUGGACGUCUAACCAAAGGCCACGUCGGAGGCACAUAUGGACGCUUGUGGCUCCAAAGAAAGGCUUCCAGGGAGGAAUGCCAAAACCCAUGCGUCUCGGCUCAGGUUGUGAGGAUCUAACCCUCAUCUCUGCCCAUUGAGGGUUUGCAGGAGUUUGAGCAAAAUGCAUCUCAGAGAUGAAGUGGGAAGAGUUAAAGGGGGUUUCUCCUCCAGGAUUUAGGUCUGCCAAUGCUUGGAUGUGCACCCGGUGCCUUAGCAGCCACAGAUGCCAUACGUCCAGGACGGAUGGUAACAAUCCACUUAUGGUCUGCUGCAAUUUCCACAAUCUGGUUGGCGAGCAAAGAAACUGAAUGUUGAUGCAUAGACUUUGGCAAUGUUAAACAAAGCAUUUUUCACUCAUUGA
Messenger RNA from Sceloporus undulatus (fence lizard), 2237 nucleotides. RefSeq names its product DNA polymerase alpha 2, accessory subunit (gene POLA2). The coding region runs from base 161 to 1954 and encodes 597 amino acids. Gene Ontology annotation, molecular function: DNA binding. NCBI's taxonomy places the organism in Eukaryota, Metazoa, Chordata, Lepidosauria, Squamata, Phrynosomatidae. The transcript has 18 exons. Gene Ontology annotation, biological process: DNA replication initiation; DNA replication. The record is from RefSeq and is a predicted model, not a curated record. Gene Ontology annotation, cellular component: alpha DNA polymerase:primase complex.